AAUGCUGCUAUUUUUAUGCCCUCCUUUGGGAUUUGCCAGUUGUCCUUUCUGAUUAUUUUCUGGAACAGAGCUUCAAGAAACCUUGCCUGGUAUAUUUACUACUCCCGGUUUCUGUCUUUUCAGGUUUCUUCAUCGCCAGCGGCUACAGAACCAACAAAACCCCGUCCUAAAAAAGCACCGGAGCUGCCAAUCCUAGAGAGGAAGAACUGGCUGAUUUAUCUGCUCUAUGUCCGCAGAGACUAUGAGGAGUGUAAGGCUGUCAUCAAAGAGCAGCUCCAGGAGUCCCAAGGGCUCUGUGAAUAUGCUGUCUAUGUACAAGCUUUGAUAUUUCGCUUGGAGGGGAAAAUUCAAGAAUCUCUUGAACUUUUCCAGACAUGUUCCAUUCUGAACCCUCGAAGUGCUGACAACCUCAAGCAGGUGGCACGAUCCCUGUUUCUCCUGGGGAAGCAUAAGGCAGCCAUCGAAGUGUACAAUGAAGCAGCAAAACUCGAUGAGAAGGACUGGGAGAUCAGCCACAACCUGGGGGUGUGCUACAUGUACCUGAAACACUUCAACAAGGCACGAGACCAGCUCAACAAUGCCCUGGAGCUCAACAGACACGAUCUGACCUACAUGAUGCUGGGCAAAAUUCACCUCUUGAAGGGGGAGAUGGAUAAAGCUAUUGAAGUAUAUAAGAAAGCUGUGGAGUUUUCUCCAGAAAACACAGACCUCCUCACAGCCCUGGGCCUACUGUACCUGCAGACUGGGGAGUACCAGAAGGCUUUUGAACACCUUGGAAAUGUGCUUACCUAUGACCCAGGCAACUACAAGGCCACCCUGGCUGCUGGCAGCAUGAUGCAGGCCCACGGGGAUUUCGAUGUCGCCCUCUCCAAGUACAAGGUGGUGGCCAGCAGUGUUCCUGAGAGCCCCCCGCUCUGGAACAACAUUGGCAUGUGCUUCUUUGGGAAGAAGAAAUACGUGGCAGCUAUCAGCUGCCUAAAGAGGGCAAACUACCUGGCUCCCUUUGACUGGAAGAUCCUGUACAACCUGGGCUUGGUGCACCUCACAAUGCAGCAGUAUGCCUCGGCCUUUCACUUCCUCAGUGCUGCCAUCAACUUCCAGCCCAAGAUGGCAGAGCUCUACAUGCUCCUGGCAGUUGCUCUGACCAACCUUGAAGACAUCGAGAAUGCCAAAUGUUCCUAUGAGCAAGCUGUGGCUUUGGACAAGUGCAACCCCCUCGUCAACCUGAACUACGCUGUCCUGCUCUACAACCAGGGCGACAAGCAGGGGGCCCUGAGCCAGUAUCAGGAGAUGGAGAGGAAGGUCACUGUGGCCAGGGAGAGCAGCGUGCCCGACUUCGACCCUGAGAUGGUGGAGAUGGCCCAGAAGAUGGGGGCUGCCCUGCAGGUUGGGGAGAGCCUGGUCUGGACCAAACCUUCUAAGGAGUCCAAAUCCAAGCAGAAAGCUGCUGUGUCAGGGAAAUCCAGCUCUCAGCAGCCUUUGGGCUCCAACCAGGCCCUGGGUCAAGCCAUGUCCUCUGCUGCAGGGUAUGGGAAAACCAUGCAGCUCCCCCCAGGUGCUGCAACACCAGCUCUGCCAAAAAAGCCUCCCUCCCUGCCACUGGAACCAGAACAGGAGCAGGACUCAGAAACAAGCCCUGAGGAGAACUCAGCUCCCACAGGGGAUGAGGAGCAGAGGAAGGAGAAGGACCAGAGCCAAGAGGCAGGAGAGUAGGGCAGCUCUGGGCAGCACAGGUGGUGCAAGAGCCUCUCCAGGGCUGCCUGGGAUUUGGGAAAGGGAACUGCCCUACCCUGCCCCAUGGUGGCUUCUCCCCACUGUCAGUUAGUCUGGAUGCAGCUGUUUUCUAUCAGUGAUUUUAGCUUGUGGGCUCUGCCACAUUCCAAGGAGUCACUGCAGUGACCAGAGGUUUCUGUGUAGCUACUCUUAGUGCAGUCACAACACACUACAGAACUGGAGGGUCCAGCUCUCCACAGGUUGGGUGUGAGUCCUCCAGAAGGAUCUUUAGCAAAGCCAGCAGUAGUGCUUUAGGAUCCUGGAUGGCGAGGAGAGUCAAACCCUUCCAGUGGCUGAACUGGUGAGCAGCUGAGUUUGCAUAAGGAACCAGUAAACUGAAACUUCAGGGCUCUGUAUUUGCUGGUGAAGCUCCCUAGCUGUUUGACAAUGUAUUUCCUGCUUUUACUUCUGCACUGUUGGACUGUAUCCCUCCAUAAUUACCAGUCCAGGAGAGGAAGGUUAGUCAUGGAAACAUCUUGGAGGCAGCAGUGUACAGGCAGCAUGAGCAGGGCUCUGGGUACCUCCCAGCCUUCAGCUGUGCUUUGUGGUUUGUUGCUCUUAUCCUGAAAGACAUUCAUGCAUCUUUAGAGCCCAGCCAGGAGCUGAAGUGCUCUCCUCCUCCCUGAAGGAACACUGAAAGAGUAGGACCCCUCACUUUCCCCUGGGUUCUGAUAGCCCGAACUGACUGCUUAUCUUAAAUGUAGCUUUUUUUUUCCCUUCAGGUGUCCUUUCUACUGGGUUUUGUGUCAGUUCAGCCCCAGGACAGCACUUCUGUAAGGAUUCCCUCCUGCCAGGAGUUAAACAGAAUUUUUUUGUAGAGUGCUGGCAAAUUGAAACAAACCAGACGAGAAACUGUCAGUCAGGUACAGUGCAGAGAUUUUUAUUCACAUUUAACUUCUUACACUGAAUUUUCCUGCAGCCUAACAGAGUACAUGGGAAGAAAAGGUGAGGAUUGAAGAGCAGGGGUGGGCAGGGGCUGCGAAUUCUUCACUUCAGCCCCAAAACUUUAAUUCAAGGCAGAUUUUUGUCCUAUGAUGCUUUGAUGGGAUAAGUGUCACACUGGGAGCACGUACUGCACUCAGAGGUACUGUGAAGGGAUUUAUUUUAAAUAUAUAUUUUGUGAAAAGCUUAUGCAACAGUGAACCAAUUCUUCUAUGAAAUGAAGCAGUAGCACCUUCUUAAUUUCUGGGAGCUUCAUGUUUAGGGGAGCAUUUUUAAAUAUGUAAUUCCAGUUGGAUAAUAAAUAGAGCUGCAAUUCG
Molecule: messenger RNA, 3032 nt
Organism: Vidua macroura (Pin-tailed whydah)
Lineage: Eukaryota; Metazoa; Chordata; Aves; Passeriformes; Viduidae
Gene: BBS4
Product: Bardet-Biedl syndrome 4
Exons: 15
Coding region: 16-1713 (565 amino acids)
Biological process (GO): cilium assembly; protein localization to cilium
Cellular component (GO): ciliary basal body
Molecular function (GO): protein binding
Source: RefSeq, a predicted model, not a curated record